Molecule: messenger RNA, 5427 nt
Organism: Seriola dumerili (greater amberjack)
Lineage: Eukaryota; Metazoa; Chordata; Actinopteri; Carangiformes; Carangidae
Gene: limk1a
Product: LIM domain kinase 1-like
Exons: 15
Coding region: 15-1982 (655 amino acids)
Biological process (GO): actin cytoskeleton organization; positive regulation of stress fiber assembly; protein phosphorylation
Cellular component (GO): nucleus; neuron projection; cytoplasm
Molecular function (GO): ATP binding; protein serine/threonine kinase activity; protein binding
Source: RefSeq, a predicted model, not a curated record
UCAGAGCUGCUGACAUGAGUCUGUCUUCUGACUGUCAAAACAAGACCCUCGCUCCCACGGGUGACAUGUCAACAACGACCCAACGCAGCAAGAAGCGACUGCAACACAGAAAAUGUUGUGAGUGCAGCGCCUCGCUGUCCCAUUGGUAUUAUGAAAAAGAUGGACGGCUCUUCUGCAAGAAAGACUACUGGGCCAAAUUUGGGGAGCUGUGUCACGGCUGCAAUGAUCCGAUCACCACCGGCCUCAUCAUGGUCGCAGGGGAACAGAAAUAUCACCCAGAAUGCUUCACCUGUCUGAACUGCAGGGCGUUCAUCGGUGAUGGAGACACAUACGCUCUGGUGGAGAGAUCCAAACUCUACUGUGGUCACUGUUACUACCAGACCAUCGUCACCCCGGUGUCGCUGCCGGACUCACCAUGCUCACGAAUCCCUCACACAGUCACGCUGGUGUCCAUCCCAGCCUCCGCUGAGGGCAACAACGGCCGCAGAGGGCGAGGUUUCUCUGUGGCCAUCGACCAGCCGCUCAGCCCGACCAAUGGCUACAGCCCUGAUCAUGGACACACUGUCAGGGUCUCCCAGGUGGACCCAGACUGCAUCAGUCCAGAUGUGAAAAAUUCCAUUCACGUUGGAGAUAGGAUCCUGGAAAUCAAUGGGACGCCCAUUCACAAUGUUCCUCUGGAUGAGAUCGACCUGCUGAUACAGGAGACAAGCCGGCUGCUGCAGCUCACCAUUGAACACGACCCUCACAGUCAGGGGCAGGAGGGAGGCUCCUCGGAGGCUGAAGAGCAGGUGGACGGUCCCCUGUCCACCCCUCUGUCUGAGGGGCCCAGCCCCACCCUGCCCAUCACCCAGCCCCCCAACCCCGAUAUCAGCAACCUGAGAUCCCGCAUCAUCACGCGGAGCUACAGCAUUGAUAAGUCACCAGGCUCCAGCAACGCAGCGUCCCCUAUCUCCCAGAGGAAGGAUAUCAAUCGAUCUGAGUCGCUCCGCGUUGUUUCAAACCGGACGCACCGCAUCUUCCGCCCAUCUGACCUCAUCCAUGGAGAGGUGCUGGGGAAGGGCUGCUUUGGACAGGCCAUCAAGGUGACCCACAGGGAGACAGGGGAGGUGAUGGUGAUGAAGGAGUUGAUUCGCUUUGAUGACGAGACACAGAAAACAUUCCUGAAAGAGGUGAAGGUCAUGCGUUGCCUGGAUCACCCCAAUGUGCUCAAGUUCAUUGGAGUCCUCUACAAGGACAAGAGACUCAACUUCAUCGCAGAGUACAUAAAAGGAGGCACCUUGAGAGAAAUCAUCAAGAAAAUGGACAGCAGCUAUCCGUGGAACCUGCGGGUCAGUUUUGCCAAGGACAUUGCUGCUGGGAUGACAUAUCUGCAUUCCAUGAACAUAAUCCACCGGGACCUGAACUCACACAACUGUCUAGUCCGAGAGAACAACACCGUGGUGGUGGCAGACUUCGGGCUGGCUCGGCUCAUGAUCGAUGACAAGCAUGAGGAGAAGUUGUCGCAGGGUAAACUGUCAGGUCUGAAGACGAAGCCCGACCGCAGGAAGAGGUACACUGUGGUGGGAAACCCCUACUGGAUGGCUCCUGAGAUGAUCCAUGGGAAGAGCUACGAUGAGAGAGUAGACAUCUUUUCCUUUGGUAUCAUGCUCUGCGAGAUAAUUGGCAGGGUGAACGCAGACCCAGACUACCUCCCCAGGGCGAUGGACUUUGGACUGAACGUGUCUGGUUUCCUGGAGCACUACUGUCCCCCAGAUUGUCCCCCUGCCUUCUUCCCCAUGGCUGCUGUGUGCUGUGACCUUGAUGCAGACAAACGACCUGCUUUCUCCAAACUGGAGGAGUGGCUGGAGAACCUGAAGAUGCACUUGGACAUUGGUCUGCCCCUGGUGUCUGAAGUGGACCAGCUGCACAAGGCCUUCUGGGAGAAUCACAGCAUCAUGCGCCCUGAAAACGGCCUGCACACCCACCCCGAACAGCCAGAGUAGGACUGAACACAACUGGAGGAGUGGGAAGUUACGAGUUAACCCCACCAGGGCAGCGACUGCCUGCCUCAGGUGGUGCAGUGGCUGGAGGAAUCCAUGUUUGAAGCAGAUGCAGCGGCCUCAGGCUGGCUCAGGCUUAAUGAACAGACUCAGGGGGAAAAUGUGGAUGUGAAAAGCCACCUGUGCGAGAUGCACUCACACACAUACACAUACACACACACACACACACACACACACACAUUCAAAGAAAAUCAAGAGACAUUAACUACGAUAGCUUGAUUCUGCUGCACCCGAAGCUAAAGUGGAACAUGUCAUAUGCAAUCAGACCCGACUUACAAAUCAUGACUCAACUCUUGAAUCGUGUAGAUUUAACAUUAGAGGUCAUACCAUUCAAGAAUACUUACUGUAGUUACUGUAGUGUGUAUAUUCAUGUGGAUAAGGUAGUCCAAAAAGCAAGGCACAGAGCAAACCUUCAGCCUCACUUUGGGCCUCUACAGAGUACAUUGUGCACCACGUGUUUCUGUGUGAGUUUGGUUUGAUUUUGCUUUUUGGUUUGGAUCUCAAAACUGAACUUCUGAAAAAUGCAGAGGAGAGGGGCCUGUCAGCCUCUCACGACGCAAAGGUUGAGAUCAACUUGCUGUCCACUUGUACAAGUCAAACAAAACCUUUCAAGCUUUAAAUAGCUCACUGAAGAGUGCAUGACUGUAAAUAAUGCUGUCAGGUUAGGUCCUGGUUCAUUGUGUCCCUCUCAUCUCAGACCUACUUGUGUCUGUGGUGCUGCCCCUCUCCCUCAUUUAUUGUGUAGCAUUGACUUAACACUGAGGUACACAUCUUUGGCAUAAUUUCGGUACGUUGCCUCCCUAAAUUUAAGAGCUGUUAGUGUAUCUCAGUCAUGUUCAUGUGGCAUCUUUAUUCAUGCAUUCAUACCAGUGUAGAUAGCUGGCAACAUUGUAAAUGUUUUAAAUAGUGUAAAUGUACAGACAUAUUUUAUAUACGUAUGCUACAUUGCCAUAUUUUUAUUGGCCGACCAGUUGAAAUUAAGGAGAGUAAAAGUUUGACUGCAGUUAUAAGGGCACAGCCGAAAGUUUUAUUGUUUAUUGUUUCUACAUUGUCACUAUUGAAGCAGGUUAGAGGCUUUUAGCAUUUGAGAUAUGAGGAAUCUUAUCACCAUAACACAUCUCCGACCCUCAGUUCAAGCUCAGUAAAUGUUACAUCCUGUCAUUUCCCUCCAUCAAAAAAGUAUUUCUCCACUUUGGAUCGGCCCUCUUGGAGUUUUCAUGUAGCUAUAGAUGUGUGCCGGAGUAUAUCAAAUUAUUGGAAAGGGUUUUAUUGCCAUUUUAAACUUGCUGAACUGAAUCUGCAUCUCAUGAUCAACAAAAAUUAUGUGUGAUAUGAUGAUUUUUGAGGGCAAUCGAUCUGUUAUUAAUUAUUCACUCUCGUCUCAUGUACUGUACAGUAGUUCAGCUGUGGGGAUAAUAUCACCAGGUACUGUCUCAUUAUGUCGGCUGUCUAUCUGUCUCUCCUCCUGUGGAUGACCCACUGUUUGUUUACAUGUAAAUGCUAGCUGUAAAUAUCACUGUAUAUACGUGUCUGUCCUAACAUCUGUCUGCGUGCAUUGCAUAAAUAUGCGCACUCCUCAGAAAUGAUCUCUUCCUCUGGUCAAAUUUCUCUCUUGCACCUUCUAACAUAAGAUUUCUGUCUCUAAUCUUUUUUUAUUUCCUGCUGUUGUUUUCACAAGCUGCAUGAUGCACUACAUAGGUCUGUUCAGCUUAUAAACCAAGCUAUUUUUGUCUCUAAAUAUUGUGAUUUUAAGUAAGAAAACAAAGAAUGGAAAAAAAGUCAACAGAGAAAGCGAGGCUAAAAAGGAAAUGAGAAAAAAACAGCAUUUGUUUUUAUAUAUAACCACUGAAAUCUUUUUGUAUAGAUUUGAGUACUUUAAUUUGCACUAUAUUACCAAAUGGCUGGUUGAAGCCAUGUUUAUUAAUUUCCUCUCGGGCUACUUGUGAUAAGGAAAUAAAUGUCGGUUCAGGUUGAUAUAUGAAUGCAAGACACUGAUAGAGCCUUUCAACUGUAAAAAUGGGAUCUGGGGAAUUCAUCCUCUUGAUAGCAAACUGGACCACGUGAGCAUAAGUUUCUGAUUAUUUAGAUGCAAUUUUUGUGCAUGGUUCAGCUUUAAAAAUGUUUUGGCAGGAGACAGUUCGAUCCCUCUGUGAUCUUACUGUAAGUAAAGUUAUACAUCUGUGGCAAUAUUGAUUAUAUUUUCCAUUUUUAAGCAAAAGUCUCCAAAACUGUUAAAAUACUUUCAUGCCCAGUUGAAUAGCUCCUAAGAGACAAGGUUUCCCAGUCUUUGCUACCAAGAGGAUAUGGUGUCCCAGCUCUGCCUGCUGCCUACAGACUGGUCCUUUGUGAAUGAUGUUCUGUGUUGUUUCUGACUGCUUGGUUUCAUAUGUGAUGCCCACAGAGGCUGCAACCACUGCUGCUGCUUCUGAUAAUAGAGCACUGGCCUGUCUCACCUCUCACCUCCUCGUCACACUCUUUUGGCUCAGGGCCGUAAUUUUCUGGAGCUUACUUCACAAUUCAGUUAAUUCAGCAGCUUUAUAGGAAAGCAGAACUCAACAGUAACAGUGCAACUCAAAUAGCAUGUAACCUCCUGUCAAUGUAUAGGCUGUUAACACAAAAUACGCUUCUGUAAAACAAGCCCCUCAUGGUUGAUGUGUUCGUCCGUGGGCAUGUACUGUACAUGAGUGGCUUUGCCAUGUUUCUGUCUCCAUUUCCAGUCUGAGCCAUGUCGAGCAUGUUAGAUGUGUCUGCGAGGACGUGUUGAUGAUCAAUGAGAAUGUUUCAGCAGCACUUCUUUGCAAAGGAUCGUUACCUCUGAACAAUGCUGUGCCUUUGUUGUAAGCUAGCCUUGCCAACGACUCGAAAAACGUGAACUGAUUUCCUUUUUUUAUGUAUCAUAAGUGCAAGCCUGAUUCAAGUGGAUUGAAUAUCAUUGCUGAUACUAUGUUGUAUGAGAUUUCAUUUUAUUCUGUAUCGUAUUUAUAUUUUCCAGAUCUCCAUUGUCAGUUUUGAUAUUUUAAUAUUAUAUUCCUUUUUUUUUGUCUUAUUUAAUUUUUUACACAAGCUGUGAAAACAAUUCUGCACUUUAAUCCUGAACGUGAACAUUUAGACUCUGAGGAGGCAACUGUUUUUUUUUCCUUUUGUCACAGCUAAAAAUAAAACUGUUGCUCCUUAAACAAACCAAAGACUCAAAAUGUGUUCAUUAAUGAUGAUGCCUAACUCAAUCUCUGUUAAUUCACGACAUCUAGUGAUAAAAGAGCCCAAGAAACCGAAUUUACUCAAUCAUUGGCCUUUUUCAACUACUGAAGCACACAGCUCCAAUAAUAUGUGAAUUCACACCAGAAGAGCGCUGCAUUACCUGGGCGGACAAAAUGUGUGGGCCACGUUA